AAUUUGUUGUAUCGGUGCCUGAUUUGUCACGUUUACUGACUGACGGCAUGUCUGCCCAAUAGCUCUUGCCACUGAGAUACGUCACCCACUAAGAUUUCGAGGUCGUUAUUCAGUAGUGCUGGUAUUAGACGUUCGUUAUCACUUCGUGCACGCCCAAAACACUUUUCGUCCAAUUACAGCGCUAUGCAUUUGUUGCGUAAAGUGACACCUGCCGUCGUCCAAUGAGGACGCAUCAUGCGCCUCUACGGUUGGCCCAGUGGGGGUUUGAGGCGGGACGUAGUGGUGUGUUGUGCUGGAAUCGAAAAUGGCGGCUGUUCAGAGACUGCUUCUGCGCGAAAGUAUCUGACUGGUAACAACAAUGCAGGCGCAUGAGUACUGUCCAAAGAUAAUGAAAACGUUUUUAAUUUAAAAACAUAUAAAUGGGUAACAGGUAGAAUCUUGCGGCCAAAACAUGUGUAAAGUUUGGUUUAGGAAAGGGGUGAAAAAUAAAGCGCGAGUUUACAAACAGUGUCGAUGCUAUGCUAAUAAUAACAAUGCAAUAAAUUGUUAACAAUGGUCACGUUUUCUCAUUUAUACAUCUUUAAAUAAUAGGACUUGUGCCCGCGGGUAGUAAUGCAAUGACAUUCAUUGGGUCAUUUAGUGUGUGUCCCAUUCGUUUUGGUGACUUUUCUGGAGUACUGAACUUUUGACUCGGUAAAAGCUCACCCGUGAACAAGCGCCUUCUCCAGGCACAGACGCGCUCUUCGCGUCUCAUGUAUUGAACACAAUCUUGUAGCUUUUCCGGGUGAUAAUGGAUGAUUCCAAGCCUCGGUACAGCAAAAGACUGCGGACUGGUACCCGGCGGCGUUACCACGAUGAUGCCAUUUCUGAUGAGGAGAUUGAUGGAAGAAGAAUGUUUGAUCUGGAGGAGAAGGUCACCAGCGAUAGGUUCAGCUCUGACCGUGUUGUUCGCAUGGAAGGAAAAGACUUCACCUACGAGUUCAUCCAGAGAUGUGGUCUGAGGGAACCCAUCAUCUUUGACAAGCCAGAUGGACUUGGACUAAAGAUGCCUGACCCUGACUUCACUGUCAAUGACGUGAAGACUUUUGUGGGUAGCAGACGUAUGAUAGAUGUGAUGGAUGUAAGCACUCAGAAGGGGACAGAGAUGUCCAUGGCACAGUGGACACGUUACUAUGAGACACCACCGGCUCAGAGAGAGAAACUGUACAAUGUCAUCAGUCUGGAGUUCAGCCACACCAAGCUGGAGAACCUGGUCAAGAGACCCACCACGGUGGACCUGAUUGACUGGGGGGACAAGAUGUGGCCACGUCACUUGAAAGAGAGACAACGAGACUCCACAAAUUCUAUCAACGACAUGCAGUACCCCAAAGUACAAAAGUAUUGUCUGAUGAGUGUGGAGGGCUGCUACACAGACUUUCACAUCGACUUUGGAGGAACCUCAGUGUGGUAUCACAUACUGAGAGGAAGCAAGGUCUUUUGGCUGAUCCUGCCCACCCCUCAGAACCUGGAGAUGUAUGAGAACUGGGUGCUUUCAGGGAAACAGGGCGACAUUUUUCUUGGAGACCGAGUGUCAGACUGUCAGAGGAUUGAACUAAAGCAGGGCUGCACCUUCAUUAUACCCUCAGGCUGGAUUCACGCCGUUUACACUCCUGUUGACUCCAUGGUGUUUGGAGGAAACUUCCUGCACAGCUUCAACAUCCCCAUGCAGCUGAACAUCUGUAAUAUAGAAGAUCGAACACGGGUUCCAGUGAAAUUUCGUUAUCCCUUUUACUACGAAAUGUGCUGGUACGUCUUGGAGCGUUACGUCUACUGUCUUACCAAGACCUCCUACCUAACGCCAGAGUUUCAGAAACACUCCUUGGGUAUUGGUCUUAAGAAGCCGAGCUCCUCUGAUCCUCUUGAGCAGGUGAAGGUAGAGGAGGGUGAAGAUAGUGAAGAGGAGGAGCAGUGUGAAAAGACUGCAGCUAAGACUCACUUGACUCCAUUUGAGCUGGAGGGACUGUGGAACCUUUUGGGAAAGCUGGAGUCUCUGCCCUCCAGUAAGAAGUGUGUUCCAGCAGGGAUUCACAACGCUCCAGCACUCAUGACACAUAUCAAGGCUCUUCUCAAAGAACAUGCUAACGAUAAUCCCAAUCUGUCCUACAACGGAAAACCCAUUGUCAAAUGGCCAAAGAGGCCUUUUUGGUAUCAGCCUCCACCUACCCCACCUCCUCCAGCACGUCCUAAAUUGGCCACAACACCCAUCAUACCUCGACCACAGAAACCAGCUUCUUCCAUGUCUGUGCUGAGGCGACGCAGAGUCAGGUGUAAGCGCUGUGAGGCUUGUAUAAGAUCCGAGUGCGGAGAGUGCAACUUCUGCAGAGACAUGAAGAAGUUUGGAGGACCAGGGAAGCUCAAGCAGACCUGCGUGCUACGACAAUGUCUGUCUCCUGGGCUCCCCCUGUCUGCGGUGUGUGAGAUCUGUAAGGAGCCCAAUCAAGAGGAUAGUGGAGAUCCUUCUCUUAUCCUGAUGGAGUGUUCCAACUGUGCACAGAUAGUCCACCCUGCCUGCCUCACGAUUCCCGGUGAAGGACUGGUGAACAAAGACCUGCCCAGUUGUUGGGAGUGUCCAAAGUGUGUCCAAGGAAUCAAUGACGCAGAGUCAUCAGGCAGUGAUGAAUUGUUGGCUGCCAGCCACCAGCAGCACAUCCGGCCCCACGGUCCCCUGGUCCUCAGACUGGGCCCCGGGCCCUCUGCUACCACAGGGGGUUCUGUGGGAUCCCAGCAGGAUGGGGAGGUGGUUCGCUGUGGCUUCUUCCCUCCUCCUCCUCCUUCUACUACUACUACUGCUUCUACUCUUCCUUCCUGCUCUUCCUCCUCCUCCUCCUCCUACUCCUCAGCAUCACUUCUAUUGGUGGCGGCCCCUCUUCCCUCUCAGCCAAUCAGCUCGAGACUGUCCAAAGGUGACAAAGGUGAUGGCCUUACAGUGAAGCGAAAAUCUUCGUCCCUCAUGGACGCUCGGUUGGCAAAGAUUUACCGACAGCAAAGACACAGCCGUGAUGGAGAUGACUCUGCAAGUGAUGAUGAUGACGAAGCCUCUCAGCGGAGAAGGAUGGGACUCCACGCUCGAGGAGGGCACUCUUCUAGGAGAGGCUUUGUCACCAACAGGAGAAGCCACCUGAGAGGAGGCUCAGCCCACAGAGGGGGCAGCAGAGGCAGCUUCCUCACCGGUGGCUCGUCCAUGCUCAAGCUCAAGAGAGGAAUGGGUGGGAAGGAGGGUGGUCGUAGAGGACGAGGGGUGAGGCUGAGGGGCGGCUCCAGGAUGCAGCGAAGAGGAGAUGAUUCAGAGGAGUCCGAUGACGAGGAUGACGACGACGACGACGAUGAGGAGGAGGAGGAUGACGACGACGACAGCGAAGACGAAGGGCGAGAACGUCUGCGUCGAAGCAGGGGAAGACGCAGGGCUGACGAUGAUGAGAAUGAUGACAGCGAAGGGCAGGAGUUUGACCCUGAAGAGGACGACAUGGACACACUGGAAGAUGAAGACGAUGAGGACGGGGAGGAAGACGGACGCUGGGAAUCAGAUCCAGAGCCACCAGUGCUCCUCAUGUCUGAUCUGAAUGACGACCUGCUGAGUGGCUCCUAUUUGACUGUCACCUUACAGCGCCCCCACAAGGCCAAGCGACAGUCUGGCUCCAUCGUCCCAAAGUUGGAAGCAGCCAUGGGUGUGAGGACAGCGGUGGGGGGCCCCAGUGGUCAACAGAACUUUAUCCAGAGAAAGACGGCGCUGUCUAAAGCUUCGAGACUGAAGAGUGCAGACUCCGCAGCAGAUGGGGUUUCUCCAAGAGGGCCUGGAAGGCCGCGACUGCGAGGACAUCAUGGAGACAGAGGGACUCGAGACUGUUCUGCAUCGUCCGCUGAUGAGCAGGAAGGAGCUGCGCUUCAUGCGCACUCCUCUCUGCCUUCCCUGCUCUCCUUCAAGGAGGAGGGGAAUGAGAAUGGAGGGGAAAAGGAGGUGUGGGUGUCAGUGUUCAAAUACCUACACAGGGCAGAGCUGCUGGCCUGCAUGACCGUCUGUAAAGCCUGGUACAAAUGGAGCUGUGACAAGCGUCUGUGGAGCCACAUAGACGUGAGUCGCUGCAGCCCCCUCAGUAAUCAGGCCCUGGCUGGUAUCGUCAAACGUCAACCCGUCUCCCUGGACCUGUCCUGGACGCCGCUGGCCAAAAGACAGCUCAACUGCCUCCUCACCAGACUCCCAGGUCUGAGGGAACUGAGACUGACUGGUCUGUCCUGGUCGUGUCUCUCAGCUCUGGUCUCUCCCUCUCUGCCCUGCCUGAGGCUGCUGGACCUCCGCUGGUGUGAUGGUAUUAAAGACGCCCAGAUUAAGGAGAUAAUCUCCCCACCUGGUGCUGAGUCGUCUCGCAGCCGGCUGAGGAACAUAGCGACGCUGCGUCUGUCCGGCCUUGACAUCAGCGAGUCCACUCUGAGGCUGGUACAGAGACACAUGCCUCAUCUGGACAGACUGGACCUGGCUCACUGCAAGAACAUCAGCGACUCGUCUGUGGCUAUGCUGGCUGCUGCUGGGACUCACAGUCGCAACAACCUGAUGGAGCUGACACUGGCAGGCUGCAGCCAGCUGACUGAUGCCUGUGUGAUCUACCUGAAGCGUCUGUCCUCUCUGACUCUACUCGACCUCAGAGGCUGUACUGGCAUCAGCAGGCGAGCAUGUGACGCCUUCAUCUCUGAUCUCUCCCACAUCGCCCUCUACUGUAUGAUGGAAGAGAAGCUUAUUCAGCGAUUGGACUAAAACAGAUUAUUCCAUCUUGGGGUGCUAUCACGAUUGAGACAUUUUUUUUUUGAGAUGCUAACAUUCUUUGGGGACAACCCAUUUCAUUUCGGGUUUCUCAUUCAUUAUUUACAAAGACAGUGAUAAAGAUUUUCUGCCUCCUUAAUAAUGGACAUGAUCUUCGUAUCAAUCACUGUUGGAACACUACAUACACAGGACUUUUUUUUUAAUGUUACAAACCACCAAAGUGGCAGGUAGGGUCAUUUUUUGCAUCAUGUCAACUCUGUGUAUAUAAGUGUUUUCUAUUAUGCAAAUCAAUGAGACUUCUGGAGAACCUGUCUUGUCAUUAUUUUCUUUGCAUCAGUGUGAAACUGAAUAAAGUGU
Messenger RNA from Cynoglossus semilaevis (tongue sole), 5149 nucleotides. It is a transcript of the gene kdm2aa, whose product is annotated as lysine (K)-specific demethylase 2Aa. The transcript has 27 exons. Gene Ontology annotation, molecular function: protein binding; zinc ion binding; DNA binding. Bases 791 to 4786 code for a protein of 1331 amino acids. The record is from RefSeq and is a predicted model, not a curated record. NCBI's taxonomy places the organism in Eukaryota, Metazoa, Chordata, Actinopteri, Pleuronectiformes, Cynoglossidae.